AUGUUAGCUGCUUCAAGAACUGCUGCUAGAGCUCCACGUUCAAUUCGUGGAUUAGCUACCGCCGGCUUGACUAGGGACUCUCAAGUUAACCAAAACUUGUUAGAAACCCACUCAUUCAUCAAUUACAAGAAAAACUUGGAAAACGUCCAAAUUGUCAAGGACAGAUUAAACAGACCAUUGACUUACGCUGAAAAGUUGUUGUACGGUCACUUGGAUGACCCACACGGACAAGACAUCGAAAGAGGUGUUUCUUACUUGAAGUUAAGACCAGACAGAGUUGCAUGUCAAGAUGCUACCGCACAAAUGGCCAUCUUGCAGUUUAUGUCCGCCGGUAUGCCACAAGUCGCUACUCCAUCCACCGUUCACUGUGAUCACUUGAUUCAAGCACAAAUUGGUGGUGAAAAGGAUUUAGCCAGAGCCAUUGACUUGAACAAGGAAGUUUUCGAUUUCUUGUCAACUGCUUGUGCCAAAUACGACUUGGGUUUCUGGAAGCCAGGUUCGGGUAUUAUUCAUCAAAUUAUCUUGGAAAACUACGCUUUCCCAGGUGCUUUAUUGAUUGGUACUGAUUCUCACACUCCAAAUGCUGGUGGUUUAGGUCAAUUAGCUAUUGGUGUCGGUGGUGCUGAUGCCGUCGAUGUCAUGGCCAACUUGGCUUGGGAAUUAAAGGCCCCAAAGAUUAUUGGUGUUAAGUUGACCGGUAAGAUGUCUGGUUGGACUUCUCCAAAGGAUAUCAUCUUGAAGUUGGCUGGUAUUACCACCGUCAAGGGUGGUACCGGUGCUAUUGUCGAAUACUUCGGUUCCGGUGUUGAAACUUUCUCAUGUACCGGUAUGGGUACCAUUUGUAAUAUGGGUGCUGAAAUCGGUGCUACUACCUCCGUUUUCCCAUACAACAAGUCUAUGGUUGACUACUUGAAUGCUACCAAGAGAUCUCAAAUCGCCGAAUUCGCCAACCUCUACAAGGAAGACUUCUUAGCUGCUGACGAAGGUUGUGAAUAUGAUCAAGUUAUCGAAAUCGACUUGAACACCUUAGAACCACAUGUUAACGGUCCAUUCACCCCAGAUUUAGCUACUCCAAUCUCCAAGAUGAAGGAAACUGCUGAAGCUAACGGAUGGCCCUUAGAAGUCAAGGUUGGUUUGAUUGGUUCUUGUACCAACUCUUCUUACGAAGAUAUGACCAGAGCUGCUUCCAUUAUUAAGGAUGCUGGUGCUCACGGUUUAAAGGCCAAGUCCAUUUACACCGUUUCCCCAGGUUCUGAACAAGUUAGAGCUACCAUUGCCAGAGAUGGUCAAUUAAAGACUUUCGAAGAUUUUGGUGGUGUUGUCAUGGCUAAUGCCUGUGGUCCAUGUAUUGGUCAAUGGGAUAGACAAGACAUUAAGAAGGGUGACAAGAACACUAUUGUCUCUUCUUUCAACAGAAAUUUCACUUCCAGAAAUGACGGUAACCCAGCUACCCACGCUUUCGUUGCUUCCCCAGAAAUUACCACUGCUUUCGCUAUCUCCGGACACUUAGGUUUCAACCCUCUUACUGACUCCUUAAAGGAUUCUGAAGGUAAUGAAUUCAAAUUAAAGGAACCAGUUGGUGUCGGUUUACCACCAAACGGUUACGAUGCCGGUGUUAACACUUACCAAGGUCCACCAAAGGACAGAUCAAGUGUUGAAGUUGUCAUUAACCCAAGCUCCGACAGAUUACAAAAGUUGACUCCAUUCAAGGCAUGGGAUGGUAAGGACGCUGAAAGAUUACCAAUUUUGAUUAAGGCUCUUGGUAAGACUACUACCGAUCAUAUUUCUAUGGCUGGUCCAUGGUUGAAAUACCGUGGUCACUUAGAAAACAUUUCUAACAACUAUAUGAUUGGUGCUACCAACUGUGAAAACGGUGAAGUUAAUAACGUUAAGAACCAUUACACUGGUGAAUAUAAGGGUGUUCCAGAAACUGCCGCUGACUACAGAGAUGCUGGUAAGAGAUGGGUUGUUAUUGGUGACGAAAAUUUCGGUGAAGGUUCUUCAAGAGAACACGCUGCUUUAGAACCUAGAUUCUUAGGUGGUUUCGCCAUUAUUACUAAGUCUUUCGCUCGUAUCCACGAAACUAACUUGAAGAAACAAGGUUUAUUACCAUUGAACUUCGUUAACGUUGCUGACUACGAUAAAAUUAACCCAGAUGAUGAAGUUGAUCUUCUCGGUUUGACCACCUUAUCCCCAGGUAAGCACUUAACUUUAAGAGUUCAUCCAAAGGACGGUGAAGCUUGGGAUGCUGAAUUAUCGCACACCUACAACUCUGAACAAAUUGAAUGGUUCAAGUGCGGUUCAGCUUUAAACAAGAUGGCCACCAAUGCUAAAUAA
This is a messenger RNA of Debaryomyces hansenii CBS767, 2337 nucleotides long. RefSeq names its product aconitate hydratase (gene ACO1). Gene Ontology annotation, biological process: tricarboxylic acid cycle. Gene Ontology annotation, cellular component: cytosol; mitochondrion. Gene Ontology annotation, molecular function: aconitate hydratase activity; 4 iron, 4 sulfur cluster binding. The transcript has a single exon. Bases 1 to 2337 code for a protein of 778 amino acids. The record is from RefSeq and is a predicted model, not a curated record. Lineage: Eukaryota; Fungi; Ascomycota; Pichiomycetes; Serinales; Debaryomycetaceae.